AGGAGCCUGUAAUUGCUCAGGACACGGCGGUGGGGGCUGGGCCGAGGUGAGCGCCGUAUAAAUAGUGUGAUCUCCAAAAACACAGACACACCAACCGGAGUGAUCUAAACCUCCUCCUCCUCCUCGUACACCCCCCUUUCCAACAUCCGCGCGUUUACGAUCGAGCUCACACACAUACACACACAUAGACAUACACACAUACACAGCGAGCGAGAGAGAGAGUCAGCGAGAGAGAGCAGCGCGUUAGGGUCGUAAAGUGGAUUUGUGCCAUCAGGAGCGCUUCUUCUCCAACCAUGGAAGAACUCACGGCGUUCGUGUCGAAAUCCUUCGACCAGAAGAGCAAGGAGAGCAGCAAAGAGAGCAUCACGUACAGGGAAGUUUUGGAGAGCGGCUUGGCGCGGGCCAGGGAGCUGGGAAACUCGGAUGGCAGCCUGCAGGACAUUACUGACAGCAAUACGCACUGUCCCGUGCAUCUAUUCAAGGAACACGUGGAGCUGGACAAGGACAAGCUGAAGGAGUUUAACGUAGCCAGGGCGAGUGACGGGAUUUAUGAGUGCAAAGAAAAGAAGGAAGAGGUGAAGUCGGAGGACGAGGACGCCCAGGGUAAACUGAAACAGAGACGUAGCAGGACAAAUUUUACCUUAGAGCAGCUGAAUGAACUGGAGCGCUUGUUUGAUGAGACGCAUUACCCAGACGCGUUCAUGCGAGAAGAGCUAAGCCAAAGACUGGGACUGUCCGAGGCCAGGGUUCAGGUCUGGUUUCAGAACAGAAGAGCAAAAUGCCGAAAACAAGAAAAUCAGAUGCACAAAGGUGUGAUUUUGGGCUCCGCCAGUCACUUGGACGCAUGCAGAGUCGCUCCCUACGUUAACAUGGGCGCCUUGAGAAUGCCAUUUCAACAGGUCCAAGCACAGCUGCAGUUGGAGGGGGUGACCCACUCGCAUCCUCACCUGCACCCCCACCUGGCAGCACAUGCUCCCUACCUGAUGUUCCCUCCUCCACCAUUUGGACUACCAAUCGCCUCGCUGGCAGACUCAGCCUCGGCAGCGGCCGCUGUAGCGGCGGCUGCCAAGAGCAACAGCAAGAACUCCAGCAUCGCUGACCUGCGACUCAAGGCAAGAAAACACACGGAGGCGCUUGGACUCUGACCCCCAUGGGCGUCUCUACUGCUCUGAACUGAUAAUUGUUUCUCACACAAGACUGCGCCUGUGAAAAAGGCCAUGACAUUCACAGUUAAAACAAAAACAAAAUAAAAACUAAAGAGAGAGAAAAUGUACUGAGAAAAGAAAGUGAGAGUGAGAGAGAGCAUGGGGGAGCUUGGGGGUAAAGAGAACGUGAAAAAAAAUGUCACAAAAACCAGCUGCCAAAACACACCACUUGUAGAAAAAGGUAAUUAAAUACCAAUGAAGUCACCUUUUACUUUUCGCCCAACAGGCAGGACUGCUUGGAGGCCACUGGCUCAGCCCUUUCCAGACCCAGAUCACAGCCCCAGGACCAUACAAAAAUAUCUGGAUGUCUGUCUGAAACCCAGCGAUUAAGAGUGGCGACUCUUAGAAAAUGAGCAAAGCAAAAGGCAGACUCAGAGUGACUGAGGGAAGAUAGAGCUUGGUCAGUACUCUCAGAAUGAGAGACUCAAAACUCAAAAGUUUGGAUUGUCAGCCGUACUGAAAGAAAAAAAAAGCAACGGCCAUAUUUGUCUCCACCCACUGUGUUUGUGCUGCUGCCAAGAGCAUGUGUUAAAAUGAAGGAUAGCUCUAAUGGGGAGGGCCUCCAUUGUAACUGACAUUCACCCUGCUAUGACAACCUUCCAUCAUAGUACCACAUACCUAGUUUAUAUAUAGUUUUUUAUUUUUUAAACCCACAAUGGACAGAGAUGGGAAGCAGCACUCACACCAAGAGUACAAUCAUGAAAAUUGAAUUUCUCUUGCUUAUUCUUAAAGUUUUUGAAGAAACACUAUACAUAGUGGAAUAUAAAUCCUGUAUAUUUCCUCUGGGCAUGGGUAUGAAGGACUUUUAACUUUCAUAGCUUUCAUUUUCCAUCAUUUUGGCUCUCUCUUUUCUUUUUUGCAAUGUGUAUUUGGAAUAGAAGUGAAACUAGCUUUUGCACUUCAGGUCUUGUAUCAAGGUGUUUACAAUCCUUAUGGCAAGAAAAUACUACUUCUAUAUGAGGGUGAAAUUGGGGUAACGUCAAAAUAUAUUAAAAUGACAAAAAUAAUAAUAGGGUCACUGCAAUUUUCUAAUUUGAAAUGCAAUUAUGUGCAGAUAAGUGCAAUACUGUAAAUAUAUAAAAAAAAAAAAACAAAUAGCAGUUGAUGUUUGGUAAUCAACAAACAACAAUUUCUUUUGGCACUGAUAUUGAUGUAUUCCUAGUUGUUUUUCACAGACACAUUUUUUUUCCCAGGCUGUGUAAAUGAUAAGUUGCUAAGUCAUUUGCACUUGUGUGCCAUAACUCCCCAUGUGUGAUGGUACUCAAACAUAGUUUUGCAUAUGUACAUUGUUAAUCUUGACAUACAUUGAGGUAGACCAGGCAAAAAAAUAAAACAUGAUUAUUUACAAAUAUACAGCAAUUUAGCACCGUAGGCUUUUCUGGCUAAAAAUUGCCCACCAAAGACUAUCCUUCAAUAAUAGUACUUAGAGCAAAUUAAUGAAUUGAUUUACAUUUACAGAAGCAUUUACAAAAGUAAUUUUUUAAACACUUUCAAAUAGUGUAUCAUAUUUUUAGCACAUGGACACAAAUGCCAGUCAUGAACUUUUGUCAGUCAUCAAAGGAACUAAAUAUAAUACUAUGAGGAAAAAGUCAGUUUUGUUUGCAAGCCCACUGUAUGUAAAGAUUUCUAUUUGUUUCGAUAUAAACUGCCUUUGAGCUAGUAGAUCCUAGUUAGGUCUACCUCUGACAAUAAAUGAUCCAUUGUGGUACAGUUUUGUUGUUCACUUCAUUAUGGUAUUUAGGAAUGUUUCUGUUUCUUAAAGUGAAGUCAUAGGUUCUUUUUAUUUAUUAUUUUAUCUGAAAGUUUAUAAAUGUUGAAUGGUCUAAUUUCACAUGUACAUUUUUACAUGGCUUUGCAAUUAUUUUUAUAUACUUUUUAAGGCUAACAUUUGCAACCGUUUGAAACAAACAUGUGAUUUGCAAACAUUUGUUUGACUAAAAUGUAGCGUGUCUGAGUUUACAAACAUUUCAGGGACGAUGGAGAACAUGCUCAAACUUUGUGCUGAAAUUUUUUUGAAGCUCCAUGAAAUUUGUUGUAUCCCAUAUAUGACAUUUCAUAUGAAAGCAUGCCCAAACAUGAUUUGCCAUUGGGUUUGUAUUUUCUUUUGUUGUUUCAUAAAAAAUGAAUGUACAUCUUGUACAAGUAAACUAUCAAUAAAAUUAUA
Messenger RNA from Tachysurus fulvidraco (yellow catfish), 3369 nucleotides. RefSeq names its product short stature homeobox (gene shox). The record is from RefSeq and is a predicted model, not a curated record. Gene Ontology annotation, molecular function: DNA-binding transcription factor activity, RNA polymerase II-specific; sequence-specific double-stranded DNA binding. The transcript is spliced from 5 exons. NCBI's taxonomy places the organism in Eukaryota, Metazoa, Chordata, Actinopteri, Siluriformes, Bagridae. Gene Ontology annotation, cellular component: nucleus. Bases 294 to 1145 code for a protein of 283 amino acids. Gene Ontology annotation, biological process: regulation of transcription by RNA polymerase II.